AUGUCAACUAAUCAAGACGCGCAAAGUCCAACUUGUACGAGCGAGAAUAUAAACGGCGAAAACACGCAGAAAGAAAGCUCGCACCCCGCCAUCGAAACGCCAAAUACCAGCGUCGAUUUACGCGCACGGAUCCAGGGCAUCAAAGGGGAAAGAGCGCAAGAGAAAUCAAGCGUUACGCGCUUUAUAACGAAGCUAAACAAGCUCAUACAAGACCAUGGAAGUCGAACACUGAUCAAAACCCUUAUUGCGAAAAUAGAAAAUCAAGUUCAGAGCGCAGAUAAAUGUAACCGAAAGCUUUACGAACUUCUACCGGAGGAAGAACACGAACACGUCAAGAAAUGGUUGGUAGAAGUAGCCGAAAAAGCUGACGAAGCUGUGGCAAAGGCACUCGAGCACCUCGAACAACGCGAAGACGAACCUCCAUCCGUUUCCGGAUAUAGCGCACAGGCAAAGUCGAAUGUAUCUUCAACCUCGAGACUUUCAAUACGAGCAGCCGAAGCCAGACGAAAGGCGAAGCUAGCACAGCUGAAAACAAAACAAAUAGAAGAAGAAUCGAUUCGGCGAAAGGAACUUGAGCGCAUCGAAGGUGAAAAACUUCUCAAAUUUCAACAAGCAAAAAGGGAACACGACCGUCUUGGCAGAGAAGAAACAGAAAGACGCCGCAUACAAGAGGCGAAAGACCUUGCGGAACAAGCCGAUCUCGAAGCCAGGUUGAUUGAAGAUGAAGUCGAAACAGUCAGUUCGGGAAAUUCGGGUGAUUUAAAGAAACGACUCCGAGACUUCAACGAGGAUUAUCAACCCCCUGUCGAGAACGGAAAUAAGCUUUCAACAAUCUGA
This is a messenger RNA of Dendronephthya gigantea, 837 nucleotides long. Its product is annotated as eukaryotic translation initiation factor 3 subunit A-like. The record is from RefSeq and is a predicted model, not a curated record. The transcript has a single exon. Lineage: Eukaryota; Metazoa; Cnidaria; Anthozoa; Malacalcyonacea; Nephtheidae. The coding region runs from base 1 to 837 and encodes 278 amino acids.